Opisthocomus hoazin is the source of this 1524-nucleotide messenger RNA. Lineage: Eukaryota; Metazoa; Chordata; Aves; Opisthocomiformes; Opisthocomidae. The record is from RefSeq and is a predicted model, not a curated record.
UUAGGGCUGGGUCCCCAGCAGGAUUUAUUGCUGCGUCAAGGAAGAUUUCACCUAAUAGGAUUUGCUUCUUGGAGGCUGUUGGCAUGUUUGGUGCAAACCCUGCACGGUGCUUUCUUAAAGGAGAAUAUGGACCCUAUUUGUCACAUUUUUCUUCUUCUUCUGGCCUUCCAUGAGAUAAACCCAUCUGUUUCGUCUUGUGUCCCAGGAUGCGCUUGUUCUCAAGACAGCUUUGGAAGGAGUUUGCUCUGCAUGUCUGCACUGCUGAGGCAGAUCCCUGCAAACAUUCCUCAGGACAUCCGGAAAACUAGAAUAGAAAAUUCUCACCUAACAGAAUUGCCUCGCGGGUCUUUUGAGAAUGUUAGUGCCUUGGAGUAUCUCUGGCUGAAUUUUAACAACAUCACGGUGAUGCACAUCAAGAGCCUGGAAUAUCUGCCAGCUCUGAAGGAGCUACGCUUGCAAGGGAACAAAUUAAGUUCGGUGCCAUGGACAGCAUUUCAAGACACCCCGGCUCUGAAAAUCCUGGAUCUGAAACACAACCGGCUGGAUGUCCUUCCAGAACACGCGCUCCGCUAUCUGCCCAAUCUGACCUAUUUAGAUCUAUCCUCAAAUCAGCUUACUGUCAUAUCUAGGGAUGUCUUCUACAGCUGGCCCGUCUACCAGAGAAGCCAGAGGGCGGAGGGGCAGAUAGAAACUCUUUCCAAUGCUGUCCUGGCCCUUCAUGAUAACCCCUGGAUUUGCGACUGUCGCCUGCGGGGAUUUGUCCAGUUUAUCAAGUCAGUCGGACCACCUAUUAUUCUGAUGAAUUCCUAUUUAACUUGCUCAAGCCCGAAAUUCAGGGCAGGGAAGUUUUUUCAUGAAGUGGAGCUCAACAGCUGCAUGAAGCCCCUGACCUCAGCCCUUGACACCAACCUGACAGUCCCAGUGGGGCUGAACGUCACCCUGACCUGCUUUGUGCAAGCCAGCCCUUCUCCGGCUGUCUGGUGGAGCUAUGCACUCAAACUUUUAAGGGCAUUUAAUGAGCCUUCAGUAGGACAAGUUGCUAUUUUCAUCAGUCCAACACAUCCUUUCUGGCCUGAGCCUCUUGAGACGGACAUUUUUCUGCACUCAAGCCUCAUGGAGGAUGGAGCAUGUGUCCAAAAUGCAGCUGAUGAGGCCUCCUGCACCUUGCCGGGUGAGACCUGGUACACCCUCCUGGUGGGCCGCUAUGAUGCCGCCCAGAAGGAUGCCAUCUAUAUCGGCCCUGGCGUCAACACCUACUCAGUGACCGACCUGCUGCCGGCCACCAAGUACGAGGUCUGCGUGGCCGUGCGCAACCAGGCUCCCCGCAAGGGCCAGUGCGUCGUCUUCGUCACGGGCAGUGACGUCAGCCAGCUGGAGCAGCGCGAGAAGAUGGGCGGUGGCUGCAGGGUGAUGGGGGAAGUGAUGGGGAUCCUCAGCCUGAACUGGGACAAAUGGCUGGGGGCAGAGGGGGUGGUGGAGCCGGGGCUUGGGAGCCAAAUGUGCAAGCCAGGCUCCUUCCCCUGA